UUAUACGAGCCUACGAAAACUGAAUGACUUCUUUUACAUUUCAACAACGCCAACACCCCCCUCCCUUUUUUCCUUAUUUAGUUUUUCGAUUCUCUCUCUCUCUCUCUCUCUCUCACCAAACUCUCUCUCUCUCUCUGGAGCAGCAACAGUAACACCUUAAGCAUCAUCCAGUUUAGUUUCCCGGGUUCCGUUCUUCAACUUCCACUUCUGCAACCAGCAGAGGCUUUCUUGUUGUUGCAGAUUUGGUAACUCAGGGUAUUAUUAUUAGAAGUGAGUGAGUGUGAAAUGCAGAGGGCAGCUGGGGACGCAAAAAGCAUGGGGAAGAGGUCUCUUGAGGGUGGAGAAGAUGACCAGCCUGAACGAAAGAGGCCUGCUCUUGCCAGUGUUAUUGUGGAAGCUCUCAAGGUGGACAGUUUGCAGAAACUUUGCUCAUCAUUAGAACCUAUUCUUCGUAGAGUUGUGAGUGAAGAAGUGGAGCGUGCUCUUGUGAAGUUGGGUCCUGCAAGAAUUAGUGGUGGAAGGUCUUCUCCAAAAAUGAUUGAAGGUCCGGAUGGCAGAAACCUGCAGCUGCAUUUUAGGUCCCGGCUGUCUCUUCCCCUAUUCACUGGAGGAAAAGUGGAAGGCGAGCAGGGGGCUCCAAUCCAUGUUGUUCUUAUUGAUGCCAAUACUGGAAGUGUUGUGACAUCUGGUCCAGAAGCCUGUAUGAAACUUGAUGUUGUUGUCCUUGAGGGUGAUUUUAAUAAUGAGGAUGAUGAAGGUUGGACUCAAGAGGAAUUUGAAAGCCAUGUGGUGAAGGAACGUGAAGGAAAGAGACCCCUGUUGACUGGGGAGCUGCAAGUGACACUCAAAGAAGGAGUUGGGACAUUGGGGGAACUGACGUUCACAGAUAAUUCAAGCUGGAUAAGGAGCCGGAAAUUCAGGCUUGGGUUGAAGGUUGCGCAAGGUUUUUCCGAGUCUCUGCGCAUCCGUGAAGCUAAAACAGAGGCUUUUACAGUCAAAGAUCAUAGAGGAGAAUUAUAUAAGAAGCAUUAUCCUCCGGCAUUGACUGAUGAUGUAUGGAGACUGGAGAAGAUAGGCAAGGAUGGGUCAUUUCACAAGAAGCUGAAUAAUGCUGGAAUAUUCACUGUUGAAGACUUUCUUCGUCUUGUGGUUAAAGAUCAACAGAAAUUGCGGAAUAUCCUUGGAAGUGGUAUGUCAAACAAGAUGUGGGAAGCUCUCUUAGAGCAUGCAAAGACUUGUGUCCUAAGUGGGAAGCUCUAUGUUUAUUACCCAGAAGAUACGAGAAAUGUUGGUGUUAUUUUUAACCACAUCUAUGAGCUGCGUGGUCUUAUAACAGGAGAGCAAUUCUUUCCGGCUGAUUCUCUCACUGAUAGCCAGAAGGUUUAUGUGGAUUCGUUGGUGAAGAAGGCAUAUGAGAAUUGGGAGCAGGUUGUAGAGUAUGAUGGGAAAACACUUGUGGGUGCUGCACAAAAUGAUAGGCCGGAUACACCUGAAAAUGAACUUCAGAUGGAGUCAAUCAAUUACACUACUGGUUUAGAUCAUCAGCUGCAAUCACAAUCCCUUCCAGUGUCUGUUCCAUCUCAACAUCAAUUGAAUUCAGGGAUGCUGGUUGGAGGUUAUAAUGAUAAUUUGGUAACAAGAUACCCAAACCAGCCGCUGAUAGCAAACUCCAACUCCCGGAGCCAGUUUGACAGUUCAUUAUACCUGUCUAGUGACCAAUUAAUGAACAAUGCGCACCAAAGCCAGAACACGAGAAACGAUCAUAGCACGGUUGGGUUAGCUCUUGGUCCUCCUCAAUCAUCAUCAGGGUUCCACGCUGGUAGCUCCUCUGUCCAGCCAUCUACUCUAAAUCCAUUCGAUGACUGGUCACACAACAGGGACAGGGGUGUUGAUGAAUUCUUUUCAGAGGAAGAAAUCCGCUUAAGAAGUCACGAGAUGCUAGAGAAUGAGGACAUGCAGCACUUGCUUCGCCUGUUCAGCAUGGGAGGUCAUGCCCCCACGAAUACUGACGAUAGCUUCUCAUUCCCAUCAUUUAUGCAAACGCCAAUGCCAAACUUUGAUGAGGAUCGCGCUCGUCCAGGCAGAGCAGUUGUGGGAUGGCUAAAGAUCAAGGCAGCAAUGAGGUGGGGCUUCUUUAUCCGGAAGAUAGCAGCUGAGAAGCGGGCACAGAUAGAGGAGUUAGAUGAUUAGGUUGUUUGACAAGAAUUGCAAGCUUAACAGCAGCCUUAAGAUCUCACUGAUAUUUUGCACAUUUAGUUGUCUUCGUCAGUGCCAACUAGAUAUUGAUUAAUGCAUGUGUAUUUUAUUUGACGGCACCUUGUACAGUACAAUGUCCUGUACAGUAUGUUGAUGCUUAGGAAAAACCUUGAUUGCCAUUUGUUCUGUCUUUCAGUCUGAUUUUGAUGUUGUUGCUCUACUCGUCUUAUUUUCUUUCCAUUGGCUUUGGGAUUCUAGGGUCGAAUGUUUAUGGAUCACUUUGUAUUUUAACUAAGAUUUAUCAACUCAGUUGAUUAAUGUAUAAAUGAGCUUACCUACUUGUAUUGAGUUA
This is a messenger RNA of Arachis stenosperma, 2548 nucleotides long. RefSeq names its product calmodulin-binding protein 60 B. The record is from RefSeq and is a predicted model, not a curated record. Gene Ontology annotation, cellular component: nucleus. The transcript has 9 exons. Bases 286 to 2190 code for a protein of 634 amino acids. Gene Ontology annotation, biological process: regulation of salicylic acid biosynthetic process. Gene Ontology annotation, molecular function: calmodulin binding; sequence-specific DNA binding; DNA-binding transcription factor activity. Lineage: Eukaryota; Viridiplantae; Streptophyta; Magnoliopsida; Fabales; Fabaceae.